UUGCUGGUAGUCCAUUUAAAUGUACAGUUGGAGGUAAUAUUAUUGAUAAUGUUGAUUUGAUGAAAUACGAUCUACAAAGAGUAUUAAAGUAUAGCAAUAGAACUUUUGACUCCACCUUCUACACAGACGUGACAAAUAUCUGAGCAACGAGUUAUCACACACUGCAUAUGAAUAACGCCUCAGUAUAAUCUAUGACCUAUUGUCUUAUUGUAUUUCUAGAGGAUUAAAUAAAAGGAUGAUCAAGAAAUGUGUCCCGAAAUCGAUAGCAUAAAACAAUCUCCUUGGAAUUAGUAACAGUAGCCACAUCAUGUUUAACAUUAUAGUCCUGUAGAGAUUGUGUUAACAGUGGUUUUUUAUUUUGCUCAUUAAAAAUUUAGGAAUUGGAUUUCCAACAAGUCGUGGUGGUGGUGGCGUAACAACGACAUCAUCAUCAUCAUAUGUACAACGUUCAGAUGGAAAACUAACAAGUCACACAAGAUAUGAUACUAUUGAAAGGUCCACGUCAUAUUCAUCAAGUUCAAGAAAUAAUAAUUAUGCUAUUAUUGAUGCAAGUCGAGUACGAGCACAUGGUGAUGGUUUAGUACGAGCUUAUAGAAAUGAAAAAGCAACAUUUACUGUUGAUACACGUGAUAGUGGAGAUGCCAAGUUAAUGGUUGAUGUAUUUGGUCCAAAAUAUCCAUGUGAAGAAGUAUUUAUAAAACAUAUGGGAAAUAAUCAAUAUAAUGUUCAAUAUAUUGUUCGAGAGAAGGGUGAAUAUAUGUUGAUUGUUAAAUGGGGUGAACAACAUAUUCCAGGCUCUCCAUGGCAUAUUGAAGUUGUUUAA
Rotaria sp. Silwood1 is the source of this 823-nucleotide messenger RNA. Lineage: Eukaryota; Metazoa; Rotifera; Eurotatoria; Philodinida; Philodinidae. The record is from the annotation of a GenBank genome assembly.